Molecule: messenger RNA, 549 nt
Organism: Paramecium tetraurelia
Lineage: Eukaryota; Ciliophora; Oligohymenophorea; Peniculida; Parameciidae
Exons: 1
Source: RefSeq, a predicted model, not a curated record
AUGGAUUAAAAUAGAUAUAUUUAUUUUAGAAAUCUACAAGAUAAAGUAGAUGAGGAUUUUAUUGGAAAAUAAAUACAGUUUUAUGGAACUUUUCUUGAUCCUGGGAUUUCAGGGAUAUAAAUGUAGAUAUAGCAUGGUUAGAAGUAUUGUUCCAUUUAAUUCAGAAACAUUAAAGAAUCAGAAACAGCAUAAUAUAUAGAUCCUAUUAAUUCUUAAGUGAAGCCAAUCAAAUUAAAAGUGAAAGAUUAUGAAAUUAAUUCAGGUAUUGAAGGAGAAAGGGGAAGUACCCAAAGAUUUAAAAUCAAGGAAUAGAUUAAAAUUUCAAUUACAUUUUUAGAGACAUAAAACACGUUUUUAACGGUUUUGCCUACUAGAUAUUAGAAACUGAUUAGUAAUUGGAAGUAGAAUGUUGAAAGUUAAGAGAAGAUUGAUCAAUUAAUAACUCUAUUAUAUUGGGAGGAAGUGAGUAGUUUUGUUGUUAUUAAUAAUGCAGUGAGAAUCAAAAAUAUUAAAAAUGAUUAAGAAUAUCGUUCUGUCGUGUUAUUUUGA